This is a messenger RNA of Histoplasma mississippiense, 1428 nucleotides long. RefSeq lists its product as hypothetical. The transcript has 4 exons. Gene Ontology annotation, biological process: nuclear-transcribed mRNA catabolic process. NCBI's taxonomy places the organism in Eukaryota, Fungi, Ascomycota, Eurotiomycetes, Onygenales, Ajellomycetaceae. Gene Ontology annotation, molecular function: 5'-3' RNA exonuclease activity; RNA binding; zinc ion binding. Gene Ontology annotation, cellular component: nucleus. Bases 1 to 1428 code for a protein of 475 amino acids. The record is from RefSeq and is a predicted model, not a curated record.
AUGGGUGUUCCAGCUCUUUUCCGGUGGUUAUCUUCGAAGUAUCCUAAAAUUAUAUCCCCUGUUGUCGAAGAAAUCCCGCAAGAAAUCGACGGCGAAGAGGUACCAGUAGAUACAACGAAGCCAAAUCCAAAUGGCGAAGAGAUGGACAAUCUAUACUUGGAUAUGAAUGGAAUUGUCCAUCCAUGUACUCAUCCUGACGGAAAGCCUCCCCCUGAAACCGAGGAAGAUAUGAUGCUGGAGAUCUUCAAAUAUACCGAUCGAGUCGUGAAUAUGGUCAGACCUAGGAAACUAUUGAUGAUUGCUGUUGACGGUGUUGCUCCACGUGCUAAAAUGAACCAGCAACGUUCUCGUCGAUUCCGUUCUGCACAAGAAGCAAAGGAAGCGGACGAAAAGAAAGAGGAGUUCGCCAAAUUGCUAAGGAAACAAAAUGGAAGCAAAGGAGGCGAGGGGCUAGUAGAGGAAGUCAUUACGAAGACAUGGGACUCCAACGUAAUUACUCCUGGAACACCCUUUAUGGACGUUCUUGCUGCAGCGUUACGCUACUGGGUGGCAUAUAAACUCAACACUGAUCCCGCAUGGGAAAAUUUGAAAAUCAUUAUCUCAGAUGCCACAGUUCCUGGUGAAGGUGAGCACAAGAUUAUGGAAUUCAUUAGAUCGCAAAGAUCGUGCGCCGAGCAUGAUCCAAAUACUCGUCAUGUGAUAUACGGUCUUGAUGCUGACUUGAUUAUGUUGGGACUUGCGACGCAUGAACCUCACUUUCGAGUUCUUCGAGAGGAUGUCUUUUUCCAAGAAUCUAAAGGGAGAACUUGCCACUUAUGUGGACAAACUGGCCAUAUAGCCGAAGCAUGUAAAGGUACUGCGAAAGAAAAGAAUGGAGAAUUUGAUGAAAAAGGAAAAGGAAGUCCGCUCAAACCAUUUAUUUGGCUCCACGUCUCCGUCCUUCGUGAAUACCUUGCUGUUGAGAUGCAUGUUCCCCAGCAGCCUUUUCCUUUCGAUUUAGAGAGAGCUCUAGAUGACUGGGUAUUCAUGUGCUUUUUCGUGGGAAAUGAUUUCUUACCUCAUCUACCCUCAUUAGACAUCAGAGAAAAUGGCAUCGAUACUCUAAUUGCAAUAUGGCGUGACAAUAUACCUGCCAUGAACGGCUAUUUAACAAAAGAUGGCCAUGUUGAUUUAGGCAGGGCCCAACUGAUUUUGCAGGGACUGGCGAAGCAAGAGGAUGCUAUCUUCCGCCGCCGUCGCCAAACCGAAGAAAGAAAAAACGCGAACCCCAAAAGGAGGAAGGAGGAAGAAAGAUCUCGAGAAGAAGAAAGAUCCCGAGAGGAAGAGCGCUCGCGCAAAAAGCGCAGAAGCUCUCCUAAUUAUGGAUCUAUGGAAAACGAACUCGUUCCCCCUCCUCUCAUUGUUCCUGGAAAAGGGCACUACCUCUAG